AAUAACGCCUGUUACUUUUUGCAUAACCCUUCACUAACAUGGCUGCGUGCCGUGUAGCAGCGAUGCGAACUAUCGCAAGAUGUCGAUCUUUUCAAACGUAUCGUGCAUUCUCCACGGGUUCCACGUCUCGUGCCUCCGUUGCUGUGGUGUUAUCUGGAAAUGGAGUUUUUGAUGGCGCAGAGAUUCAUGAGGCCUCAGCGGUACUGGUUCACCUGAGCCGAGCUGGAGCUGAUGUGAGUAUAUAUGCACCAGAUAUUCCACAGAUGCAUGUCUUGAAUCAUGCUAAAGGAGAAGAAAUGGAGGGUGAGACCCGAAAUGUCUUGGUUGAGUCUGCCAGAAUAGCUCGUGGAAAGAUCACUUCUCUUGCCAAUCUUGAUGCUGCUUCCCAUGAUGCUGUUGUUUUUCCAGGAGGGUUUGGAGCAGCAAAGAACUUGAGUUCCUUUGCUGUGGAUGGUGCAGGCUGCACAGUUAAUGAGGAGGUGGCAAAAUGUAUCAACAAUUUUCAUGCUGCCAAAAAACCUAUUGGUCUUUGUUGCAUUUCACCAGUGUUAGCAGCCAAGCUCAUCCCUGGCGUUGAAAUAACGGUAGGACAGGACAAGGAUGAUGGAGGCCGCUGGCCAUAUGCGGGUACUGCAGACGCUGUGCAACAGAUGGGAGCAAAACACAUAAACAAAGAUGUCAACGAAAUUCAUGUGGACCAACAGAACAAGGUUGUUACAACUCCAGCAUUCAUGUGCGAAACAAAAGUCCAUGAGAUACACGAUGGUAUCGGCAAGAUGGUAGAGGCGAUCGUGAAGAUGGUUUGAUUUCACGUAAAUGUCAACAUGUAGGGCAUUAAUACAAGCACUAAAAAAUUAGUGCUCGUAUUAACCCGUAGAGGUGAUACCUGUAGUAAAGUAGCUAAAGAGAUAAAGAGAUGGCCAUCUGUAAUGGGGAGCGGCGUUGAAGCUUUACCAAAUACAGCAAGUUUUAACCAGAUAAAGGUAAUAAAUUAACAUUGUUUUCUCUUGA
Molecule: messenger RNA, 1011 nt
Organism: Stylophora pistillata
Lineage: Eukaryota; Metazoa; Cnidaria; Anthozoa; Scleractinia; Pocilloporidae
Product: ES1 protein homolog, mitochondrial
Cellular component (GO): mitochondrion
Source: RefSeq, a predicted model, not a curated record